Messenger RNA from Dioscorea cayenensis subsp. rotundata (Guinea yam), 972 nucleotides. Its product is annotated as ABC transporter F family member 3-like. Gene Ontology annotation, molecular function: ATP binding; ATP hydrolysis activity. Bases 140 to 955 code for a protein of 271 amino acids. The transcript is spliced from 8 exons. Lineage: Eukaryota; Viridiplantae; Streptophyta; Magnoliopsida; Dioscoreales; Dioscoreaceae. The record is from RefSeq and is a predicted model, not a curated record.
GUGCAUCAUUUGAUGGAACUAAUAGAUCCUGUGCAAUACGUGAACUUCAUAUAUAUGGAAGCACCAUUUUUAGUAUAUUCUACUGCACAUCUUCUUUUGGUUUUUUCUUCAGAGUAGUGCUAUUUUGUAUUGGUAAUCCAUGCAAUCGCUGUCAACUUUCCAGGGUCUUAGUUUCAGUCCAGAAAUGCAGAAAAAGCCUACUAAAUAUUUUUCUGGAGGAUGGCAUAUGCGAAUAGCUCUAGCACGUGCUUCAUUCGUCGAGCUUGACUUGCUACUUCUUGAUGAGCCUACGAAUCAUCUUGAUCUUCAUGGUGUGUUAUGGCUGGAGUCCUACCUAGUGAAAUGGCCAAAGGCGUUCAUUGUUGUUUCUCAUGCUAGGAAGUUCCUAAAUACGGUAAUUACAGAUAUACUCCAUUUACAUAAUCAAAAACUGAUUGUUUAUAAGGAAGACUAUUAUACCUUUGAAAGAACACGUGAGCAGCAGCUCCGAAAUCAGCAGAAGGCCUUUGAGACAAGUGAAAAGGCUAGAGCCCACAUAAAUGAGUAUCAUUUGGGAGUACCAGAACAAAAACUACGAGCACACCUAGGUUCUUUUGGUGUCUCAGGCAAUCUUGCACUUCAACCAAUGUAUACUUUGUCAGGUGGUCAGAAAAGUAGAGUUGCAUUCUCAAAAAUCACUUUCAAGAAACCGCAUAUAAUUUUGCUAGAUGAGCCAUCAAAUCAUCUUGACUUGGAUGCAGUUGAGGCACUUAUCCAAGGCCUAGUCGUUUUUCAAGGAGGGGUUCUGAUGGUGAGCCAUGAUGAACACUUGAUAUCAAGCAGUAUUUGCUCAAUGACCCAAAACUCAUUGCAAUCAUAUAUACUCGAGUUAUUACUAAAAUCUCUCUGUUUGCCAUGUUUAUGUUUCAAGAUGGACAACAAGAUUAUACAAACUUGUCAUUCUACUUCAAUGUAAAAUGAACUGGAUUUUGU